Molecule: messenger RNA, 3219 nt
Organism: Cotesia congregata
Lineage: Eukaryota; Metazoa; Arthropoda; Insecta; Hymenoptera; Braconidae
Source: the annotation of a GenBank genome assembly
AUGGCUAGAUACGGACAACGUCCUGAAAAUGCACUUAAACGUGCCAAUGAAUUCAUUGAAGUGGGCAAACCAGCUCGUGCUUUAGAUACCCUCCAAGAAGUAUUCCGCAAUAAAAAAUGGACCUACAGUUGGUCGGAAUCGGUCUUGGAACCGAUAAUGUUCAAGUACCUCGACCUUUGUGUCGAGUUAAAAAAGUCUCAUAUCGCGAAAGAAGGUCUCUUCCAGUACCGUAACAUGUUCCAAUCGGUGAACGUAGGUAGCUUAGAAAACGUGAUCCGGGGUUACUUACGAAUGGCGGAAGAAAAGACCGAAGCCGCUCGUAAACAGAGUCAGCAAGCCGUAAUAGACAUAGACGACUUAGACAACUUAGCUACCCCCGAGAGUAUAUUGCUCUCCGCAGUAAGCGGCGAAGACGCUCAAGACCGUAGUGACCGUACAAUUUUAACCCCUUGGGUAAAAUUCCUCUGGGAGUCUUACUGUCAAUGUCUCGAGCUAUUGCGAACAAAUGCCCACGUGGAGACACUUUACCACGACAUUGCCCGAAUGGCAUUCCAGUUUUGCCUGGAGUACAAUCGCAAAACCGAAUUCCGAAAGCUUUGCGAAAAGUUGCGCAAGCAUCUCGAAGAAAUCUGCAAGCUUCCCCAAUUAGUCUCCAACGUUUCAAUGAACAAAGCUGAGACUCAGCAGUUGAAUUUAGAAACACGUUUAAUCCAGCUUGACUCUGCCAUUCAAAUGGAACUUUGGCAAGAAGCUUACAAAGCUACCGAGGACAUUCACGGUCUGAUGAACCUGUCCAAAAAGCUUCCCGUUCCCAAAACAAUGGCAAACUACUACCAGAAAUUGGCCAUGGUCUUCUGGAAGGCCGGAAAUUACUUAUUCCACGCAGCUGCGUUGUUCAAACUGUUACAACUUUCCCGCGAAAUGAAGAAAAACAUGUCUGCGGAAGAGCAGCAAAGAAUGGCAAACCGAGUUUUGUUAGCGACCUUAUCAAUCCCCUUACCCUCAGCCCACCCCGAAUUCGAUCGGUUCAUAGAAACUGACAAAAGUCCCCUAGAAAAAGCCCAAAAACUAGCAAUUCUUCUAGGACUCACCCAACCACCUACUCGCGCUUCCCUCCUGCGCGACAUUGUUCGUAUGAACGUCGUAAAUUUAGCGUCCCCUAAGCUUCAAGACCUGUACUCUUGGUUAGAAGUAGAUUUCCACCCACUAGAAUUGUGCUCACGUGUCCAUUCCGUGAUCCAAACCCUCCAAGUUGAUGAAUCCAGCCCAUUAGCACAGUACGUCCCAGCGCUACAAGAUGUCACUUUAGUGCGUCUUAUCCACCAAGUAUCCCAAGUUUACCAAACAAUCCAAUUCGCGCGUCUGAUUGAACUCGCCAAGUUCACAUCAGACUUUCACCUAGAAAGACUAUUGGUGGAUUGCGUGCGUUACAAUGACAUGCAAAUAAGAAUUGACCACGGCAAACGUUGCAUACACUUUGGCGUAGACUUGAGCGAGGCUCAGCGUGAAGACCAUCCAGAUGGUCCAGUUUUGCAAGCUAUGCCUUCCGAGCAAAUUCGCUGCCAAUUGGUUAACAUAGCUACCGUUCUUCAUCGUGCUAUCAAUAUUAUAUUCCCGACUAAGCGCAAACAAGAGCGAGAAAAAAUACGCGCUUCUAUGGUUGGGCUUUAUCAUGAGACUAAAAAUAAAGAACAUCAACGUGUUCUAGAUCGUCAGCAUAUUAUAGAACAGCGCAAAGAGUAUAUUGAGCGGGUUAAUACACUGCGUGAAGAGGAAGAAAUGCGCAGGCAGGAGGAAUUGCAUAGACAGCAACAAGUUGCUGAGCACAAACGCUUGGAGCAGGAACGCGAAGAACGCGAGCGUAAGCGCCAACAGAGUGAGAUUCAGCAGAUCAAAGAUCGCCAUUUGAAGGAAAAAAUGCAGCAGAUCUCACAGACUAGUCAUGGUCAGAAAGUUCUUAAGAAAUUGGACGAAGAUGAGAUCAAGAAGCUGGACGCUGAGCAAAUUGCUGCUCGCGAAGCUGAAGAGCUUCAGAAGGAACGACGCGAGUUACAGCAAAAGUUGAAGUCGCAGGAGAAAAAGGUUGAUUAUCUUGAGCGUGCUAAGAGAAUUGAGGAAAUUCCGCUGCUGAAGAAAGCUGUGGAGGAUAAGCAGGAGCUUGCUAAGCAGCAGUGGGAACAGCAGGAACAGGAACGGAUUCUUGCUGCUAUUGAGGAACGCAGCCAAGCUGUUGCGACUCGUGAGCGCAUGUCUAGGAUGAAAGAGGACGCUGAUGCGUUCUUGGAUAAGAUUUUGGCUGAGCGCAAGAGCGCUUAUUUGGAAAGAUUGCAGGAGUUUGAGGUUAAGUUCAAUGAGGAGCGUGCUAAGCGGCUUUUAGAGCGGAAAAUCGCUAGGAAAGCUGAACGCAAGGCCAAGUGGGAGCAAGAGCGCGCUGAAGCCGCUGAACGGAAGCUUCAGGAGGAGCUGAGGAUCAAGCAGGAGGAAGAGCGCAAGCGGAUUGAAGAGGAACGCGCUGUUAAAGAUGAAGAGGAGAGAAUCAAGCGCGCUGCUGAAGCUGCUAAAGAAGCUGAGCGGCUGGCUAAAUUGGCUAAGCAAGCGGAGAUUAUGCGCGCUAGGGAAGAGGAGGUUGAACGGAAGCUUGCUGAAGAACGGAGUAAGGUUACUGAUUCUGACCCUUGGCGUCGUGGCGCUGGGGGCUAUAAAGAACGCAGGGAAGAGUCACGGCCUUCGGCAGUUGAGCGCAAUGACCGUGAAGCUAAGUCCGAGGUUUCUUGGAGAACCGAGCCUAGGGAUGAGGUGAAGCCGCGCGAUGAUCGGGAUGAUGAUCGUGGAAAGAAGAAGGUUGAUCGUGUUGAUGAUCGCGAGAAGUGGGAUCGGUUUUCUAAGGACAAGGACAGGGAUUCUAAGGAGGUUAGGGAGGGAAGAGAUAACAGAGACGCUCGCGGAAAUAAGUUUGAUAAACCCAGGGAAGGUAUGGGUAUGGGUGCUCCCAGUUGGAGACGUGGCGGAGCUGAUGAUAAGAGGGAUGACAAAUUUGAACGCGGACCAAAGCGCAUGGAUGUUGCUAGACCUCCGAGGGAUCGCGAUGAUGACAGGCUGAGAUACCAGAGGUCUUCUGGAAAAGAUGAACGCGAACGCAAAGAAGAUAAAUACAAGCGUGAAGAAAAGAGCGACAACCAAGAAGACGAAGGAUGGUCAAAAGUAGGCAGCAAACAUUAA